Messenger RNA from Myxozyma melibiosi, 3372 nucleotides. RefSeq lists its product as uncharacterized. Lineage: Eukaryota; Fungi; Ascomycota; Lipomycetes; Lipomycetales; Lipomycetaceae. The record is from RefSeq and is a predicted model, not a curated record. The coding region runs from base 255 to 3104 and encodes 949 amino acids. Gene Ontology annotation, cellular component: eukaryotic translation initiation factor 4F complex. Gene Ontology annotation, molecular function: mRNA binding; protein binding; translation initiation factor activity. The transcript has 2 exons.
UAUGGCACAACCAUCGCGCGGUUUGUGUCUGCCUAUCUCAUCUCAUCGACUUUGAUUUCGCCGCCGCAUUUUUUUUCUCUCCUUCUUUCACCACUUUCCUUGAGAAGUAUUUUCUCUUCUCAGAAAACCACUUUUCCCCAGACAAGCUCCUUUUUUCUGGAUCCAGUUAAUCCCUGAGGAUUACUGACUGAUCCAUUCUUUUAAACCAGCCCUCUUACCAACCAAACCCACAGACUCCCGUGGGCAACAGUCACAUGCGAACCGAAGCCGCCGCUCCAGCAACCUCUUCUCAGCUUCCUCCGCAGUCGCCGCGCCGGACGCCCCAGCCGCUUUCCUACAACGGAAACUACUCCAGCGGCUUCACCGCCUUUACGCCAGGAACUCAACAGCGAGGUGCUCUGUCCAACAGGGGAGGCCACAACCCGUCUUACCAGCAGCCCUUCUCGCCGCAUUCGAGCACCAAGCACAAUGGUCGUAACCAGCGAAAUUUCGGGCCUACGUCCCCUGUUAUCACUUCCCAGAUAGCCUCUGGACAAGUUGGAUCGUCUCCUAUCCAGCAACAAAUUCCUUAUUACAAUGGCGGCGCGGGAUUCUAUGCGCCUCCGUACAUUCCUGCCCAGACAUAUAUUCCUGAUAUGUACAAUGGCUCAUAUCCCCAGUCUUACCAGGCAUACGGACAUGCACCCGUCAUGAACGGAGCCAGAUAUCCCCAGCCAGGCUACAGUGCUCCUGGUACGCCACAGUCGCAAGCCUUCUACCCUGCAGUUGAGCGCAGCGCAUCCGCGGCCGAUGGUUCUCCACACGUGCCCGUCGCCGUGCUAUCGACCCCUGUGCCUUCAGGUGGUCUGUCGGCCGCUCCUGUCACUCCUUCGUCCACCAAGAGCCGUGCUAUCAAGAUCAUCAAUCCUGAGACGCAGACUGAAGUCAAGAUCGAACGGGAGGUUAAGACCCCCUCCGCUACCCAUGUCGCUCCUGUUGUCGUUGCCGAACGCGUCAAGCCCGCUCUUUCUGCCAGCCCUGGACCCAGCCUCGGACACAAUCGGACUGGCUCCAACACGCCCAUCGAGAUCUCUGAAGUUGAGAAGCGUGAGCGCAUCGAGAAGGCAAAGGCUGAAGUCCGAAAGAAACUCAUUGACGAUCAGGAGGCUGAGCGCAAGAAGGCUGAAGAAGCCGAGCUCAAGAAGAAAGAGGAGGAGGAGAAGGCCAAGCUUGAGGCUGAACGUAUCCAAAAGGAGAAGGAGGCCGAAGAGGCCCGGCUCAAGGAGGAGGAGGAGCGCAAGCAGAAGGAAGCUGCGGCUAAGGCUGAAGAAGAAGCUAAGGCUGCUGCUGAGGCUAAGGCUGCUGCUGAAGCUGCUGAGAAGGCUGCCGCGGCCGAAGAGACAAAGGCUGCUGAAGCCGAAGCCGCCUCCAAGAAUGACGAGACUCCUGUGAGCACCGGAACUCCAGUCACUCCGGAAGAUGGCACCUCUCCCACAAUCCCUGCUGCCCUCCCCAAGUCUGAUGACAAGAAGGCCGCUCCUUUGACGGUUGAUGUUAAGAAUACUGUCAACGAUGCGUUUGCCAUCUCAUUGAAGAACGCGAAGCCGAUCCAGGAUCCCAAAGAGAUUGCCUAUCCAGGGAACGUUCAUGGUCCUUCUGCGCCCGGAAAGUUCAGAUACGAUUACGACUUCUUGCUCCAGUUUGCAAACGUCGCCACCGGGCGGCCAACCGAGAACUGGGAUGUUCUUAUCAAGACCAUCCAGGACAACGAAGACGGUAAGCGACCAUCUGCCAACCGCAGCGCGAGUGGAAGCGGCCGUGGUGGCUCUGCUCGCACGCCUAGCAUGUCUUCGAUGCCAUUUGGAGGUAUGGGCCAGAUGGGCCAGCUUGGUAGCAUGGGUCAGCUUGGAUCAAAGAUGUCUUCCGAGCAACGGUUCGCGAUCAGCAAUGCCAGAGACUCAAACCCCAUGUCCGGUAUGAACCGCACGCCAUCGUUUGGUAAGAUGAACUCUGCGCAGUUCACAAACAUGAUCUCGAGCAUGAGCAACAACAAUCGGAACGGCCGACAAGGUGGUAACUCUGGUGGAUCGAUGCGUGGCAAGCGCAUGGAUAGAACAAACUCCAACCGGGAUCUCCACUCGAUGGACGGCCCCGGCUCUGGUGCUUCGACUCCUGCUGAGGAGAAGCCCGAGCCGCUUGUUUUGUCCGCGAACAGAUGGCAGCCGCGCCGGAAGGAGAAGGUUGAAGAAGAGAAGGCUCCUGAUGGAUCCGUCAUUUACCCGCCUGAUGUUGUUCAACGUAAGGUCAACUCCAUGCUCAACAAGAUGACUCUUGAGAAGUUCGACAAGAUCUCGGACCAGAUUCUUGAGAUUGUGUCGCAGUCCAAGUGGGAGCACGACGGACGUACUCUACGACAGGUCAUCACUCUCACGUUCGAGAAGGCGACUGAUGAGGCUCACUGGUCGAACAUGUAUGCGCGAUUCUGCAAGAAGGUCCAGCUUUCGCUUGGCAACGACAUCACAGAAGAUGGCGUCGUCGACAAGGAUGGCGAGCCUGUUCGGGGCGGUCUUCUCUUCCGCAAGUACCUGUUGUCCAAGUGUCAAGAGCAGUUCGAGAAGGGCUGGAAGGUCGAGGCUGACGGGAAGAAGACUGACGAGAAGACCGAUGUUCUUACCGAUGAGUACUACGAGCUUGUCGUUAUCAAGCGUCGUGGUCUUGGUCUUGUCCGCUUCGUUGGUGAGCUUUACAUGCUGGACAUGAUUUCCGAGAAGAUUAUGCACAAGUGUAUCCAGAGUCUGCUAGUCAGCGAGCCCAGCGAGGAAGAAGUCGAGUCGCUGUGUGGUCUUAUGAGAACUGUCGGUGCCAAGAUCGACGGCAACAGAGGCCACAAGGAGCACACUGAUACCUACUUUGCUCGCAUGAAGCUGAUCAUGGAGCAGCCUGGUCUGUCCAGCCGGAUAAAGUUUAUGAUCAUGGAUAUCUUUGAUCUCCGCAAGCGGAACUGGAAGCCCAAGAACGCAGAGGCCGGACCCAAGACAAUCCAGGAGAUCCACGAGGAAGCCCAGAAGGAGAUUGCGUUGAAAGAACUUGCAAAGUCGAGACAGCCUAGCAUGCGAUUCAGGUAGACAAGCGGCGGCCUUUGAUAUCCCCUUUCCCAGAGUUUGUGUUGUGCGUGUGUGAAGGAAAUAUUGUUGUGUUUUAUUUUGUCGAGUGUUAGUUUUGGCUGAGAUUUCCUUGUUUGCGAGCGUGCUAUUUGCCUUCAUGCUUUCAUUUGCAUAAAAAUUUGUGGUUUUUUUUAUUUCCUCUUUAAGUUCCUUUGCUAGGUUUACUUUGAGUUCGCAGUGAGGAUGACGAAAAGUAAUUUAUUCUAAAAUAUGAAGUCUUUACAAUCUA